GUCUGUUUCCGGUAUCAAUGUGGCGGACUGUGCUCAUACUGGUACAGUUUGUAUUUUGAGAUGAAGGUUGUUCGGCCACUUGGAGUGCUGUUAAGAUAUCAUAACCUUGAAUGGUUGUACUCGGAUUACUCUACCCGAUACUACAGUACCAUGUUUUCGGCUCGGGGCCUCUCUCGUUCAGCUUCUCAGUAACUUAGUUAGGUUAGUUGGGUUAGUUAGCUCCGCGGUGGCGCUAAUGAAAGCUACCAUCGGCUGGACCACGGAAUGCCCCGGAGAAAGAAAACCGACCAGAGCCCCGCCAGAGUCCCCACCGGGCCGCCAGAGGGGGGAAGUCUCGCCCACAAUACGGAUUACCGACUCCCUCAACAGUGUGACCGUCCAAUGGCGAACAACUUUACAGCCAGCAGUUCCGAAAAGGAGAACAUCGUCAGAAACAUGCAGGAGAUGUUCGCACACCUGGACCCUGAUGUUAUUUACAUUGUGUUGUCCGAGUGUGACUUUAAAGUUGACAAUGCAAUGGACUCACUCUUGGAGUUGUCUGUGGCGGCUGAAGAUGCAUGCCCUGCUCCCAUUCCUGUGUCUGGCUUUGAGCGCACUGCUGCUGCCCUGCUCAGCCCCACUCACUUUACUGAACCAGACUCUUCUAAACCAUCACUGCAGCUGGUCUCCUCCCCUUCCCCUGUUCUGUCAGAAGAGCUGGAUCUGCUGCUUGAUCAGGAACUAGAGAUACUGACUACACAACAAGAUGGUACAAAGGAGCAUCACAAUAGCCAGCAUACAUCUGGUGGUUCACCCCCUUCCUCUUUCCCGCCACCUCAGUUUUCACAGCAGGUCCUCCCUGAGCUGCUUCAGUCCAGCUUGGAAUCUGGAUCUAGAGGAUCCUCUAUUGAGCAGCCACGCCUUCUGUCAGGCUCACUGGAGCAAGUGUCUGGAGCUUCCUCUCCACUCGAUCAGCUCAGUGCUUUUGAAGACAAGGUCACAGAAAGGCAGGAGUCAGUGUUGGAUUUUAAACAUUUGGUGACAGAGACUUCUGACAGAGAAAAGUCUGUUCCUCCUUUGGACCUGGGUGCUUCAGGACGGCCUUCGGCAUUCCAGGUGUAUAAAAAGCAAAACCCCUCACACACUCCGUCAGAGAGGGCAGAGGUUGCGACCUGUGAUGCAACAGUAGGAGGAGCAAGAUCUAAGGUGAAUAUAUUGAACCAGGAGAUGCUUGCCCAUCCACCACUCUCCUGGAAUGUUGGGGCUCCAGCAUUUUUUCCACGUAUCUAUGGACACCAGGGUCCUGCCUUUAUUACCCCAGUGGCUUCCAACUGGCCCAGCCACCCCAGGCAUCCCUCUCCCUGGCUGGAUCAUGGUCAUGUCAGCCAUACACCCCUCAGACCACCUCUGACUAUACCCAGGUCAUGGGCCCUACCAGCUGCACCUCAACUUCCUGGCCAGAACAAUAAGCUUCGUUUAGAAGGGAGGGUUCUUGUGUUGUUACGUGGUGCUCCAGGAUCUGGCAAGUCAACCUUGGCAAGAGCCUUGUUAGAGCAUAACCCAGGUGGAGUUAUACUGAGCACUGAUAAUUAUUUCACUCGACAUGGAGUAUAUCAGUUUGACCCUAAUGAACUCGGAGAGGCUCACAGCUGGAACCACCAACAAGCCAAGGAAGCUUUUCAGAGGGGUGCUAACCCUAUUAUUAUCGACAAUACCAACAUGCAGGGCUGGGAAAUGAAACCCUAUGUGAUCCAGGCGCUGAAUUAUAACUAUAAGGUUCUGUUCAGAGAACCAGAUACUUGGUGGAAGAACAAGCCCAGAGAGCUAGAGAGACGCAACAUGCAUAAUGUCCCAGCAGAAAAAAUCAGACGGAUGCUGAAUGCAUAUGAGCGCUUUGUUACCAUCCAGUCCAUUAUGGGUUCACAGAUGCCUGAGAAGAAACAGUGUUUCAUUCUUGAGGACAAAAGCUCACAGCCAAAAUCUUCCCAAACACCUUGUCCAGACCUUGUUGGUGACCCUGGAUUAACUGAAGGGAGUAAGAAAACCCGCCUUCAGCUAUUUUCAUCCCUACCUGAUGUGUCAUCCAUUGGUCAUUCUGCUGACAUGGGAAUCCUCGGAAACAGCAACCACAAGUCUACUGAGUCACUGACUCUCCAACCUCCUGCAAGACCUUUAGAAAAUCCAGAGAAUACAGAGGGUGAUGAUGACAUCAAUUUAGGAGAUUCAGAUUUUGAGUUGGAUGCCCAGUUAGAGUUGAACCAACUUAGUGGGGAUCAGAGAAUCCCUGACUGCAUUGUAGAGUCUGUGAUGAAUGAAGAGCACUGCAGAGAUGGCAUGCCGGUGGCUUUCUCUGAGUCUAUUGGACAAAGGGUGAGAAGAGAAAGGACAAGCAGGAGGUCUGGUUUUGACAGGCUAGAGCCGGCAGAUCUGGUCAAAGAUACUCACCAGUCAGAGUGUGCCAUAAAGGAGAAAGAGAAGACAGAAGCAGAUGAAGCAGAACGUGUUGAGGUGUUGUGGAAUAGGGGAGAAGUGUUAGAUUUUGUAGGGGACUGGCCUUCUGAGGGAUCACUUGAGCAGCGGCAGGUGAGGAGACAAGAAAGGCUUAAAGAGGGAAAAAACAAAGAAGACGGAGAUGAGCCGGGAGAAGCCAAUGAAAAUGACACAAAAAAAGUUCAGUCAAAGCAUGAUGAGUUUCAGAAGCUGCUUGAUCUUAUUCAGACAGGUGUAGCUGACAUUCAGACUGGCUCAUCCCUGUUACCCUCCCUUUCUCCCAGCUCUGAAGAGGAACUGGAGGCUGAUGUGGAGACAGGUGGUGGGCUUGAAGAAUCCCAGGGUAGUAGUCAGUUGAACAGUGCAGACAACAUGAGCAGGGUUAACAGCAGUAGAGGUGAACUACCAGACUGUGUGUUAGACUGGAAGGCAGCUGACAGUUGUAUGGUCAGGGAGCCGGUUGAAUUAAGAAUGGAUGACUGGGAACAUUGUAAAACUGAAAAUGAAACAAGUGUCACAGGAGAGAACGAUAAUUUAAUAAAGAUGGGUCAAAGAACACAGCUUCUUGAUUUAAAAUCAGCCAACCUUGCAAACUCUCCCUCAAUCACUAAUGCUGAUUCAGAUGUUAUCUUAGAAACCACAGAGGAAAGCUCUAAAGAAAUGGGAAGCCACAGUAUUAGAGAUGAUGUUUGUGCUGGUUUCACUGGAAUGGAGAAUAGUACCUGCACAGAGACUCAAAUGGAGGCAGAGUCACAUACUAGUGAAGUUUGUCAAAGUCCUGAGUUUGAGACUUUUGUGGACCUAGGGGGCAGUCCUUUAGGUGCAGCCUCAGCCAAUCAGGAAACAAAGCAGCGUCAAGGUCGCAGGUCAGGAAAACAAUGCAAACUAGCUCUCACCUUCACACAAAACUGUCCUGAUUUCUCUGUGAAAUCUCCAGAAUGUGUCACUACACCGUCCCCGAACAUCAACACCAGUUUGGAUAGUGGUCACAUAGAUCUCCAGACUAACUCUGAUCCUAAUCCCAAACUGAACCCACUGAAGCCAUACUGUGAGGCAGACCUGCAGCCUACGGUAGAUACAGGCUGCGUCACCCAAACAGAAUCUCAGGACUUUGCCCUCCUUUGGCGUCUGAAUCAACAAAACAACCCCAAUGGUAAAGUUGCUACUGCGUACAGCCACUCUAGUGAUAUCACAGUCAUAUAUGGCAGCCCUUCUCGCUUUGUGCCAGAGGUGACUGGUGCUAUUCCUGCCACAGCUGCAAUUCAACUGUCUGGCCUCAAAGAGGUUCCCUACCGUGUAGUGCAUGAAAAAAGCACGCAGGUGGAGGAGAAAGACCUGGGGGAAACUCAAGACCGCCUUGAAAACCUGCGUAUUCUCAGCCGCCAUUUUAAACUAGUUAGUUUUGACACUUUAGAAGACUUGUAUGAUAAAUGCCAUCUGGACCUAGAGUGGACCACCAACCUCCUCCUGGAUUCCGGAGAGAGGUUCUUUAAAGAUGACGAUGGAGAGGAGGAGAAGCAGGAGUGGCCAGAUGAUCAGAAUAAAUCCAAUGUAUGUGGAGUUUUGGGAAAGGUUGAAGAAAACAUGCUGGGCUUCAAUAUAAAUGAGCAUCAGAUUAAAGAUCAGCCAAAGAUAGGGCUGGCUAUGGGUUUAGAGGGCACUCAACAGGCAAUCAGUUCAUCCAGUGAGUCAAGUAAAAGCUCUAGCAUCCUUACAUUUCCUGGUCCAGCUUCUUCAGUGAGGGAUAAAGAUCAUACUGAUGCAUCAGCACUCUCAGGAAGUAAAGCAGACACUAACACUGAGCACAAAGAGACAAUACAACCUGACUUACAAGGAGGAGCUUGGGGCCUGAGUACAGAUGCUGGAGUGAUAAUCGAAGAGGCGAGUGUUGAAAUGGAGGAUGACGUUUCUAGCAUGGACCAGAUCCACAGGCUGCUGCAGGCUGAGCUUGAAGAGUUGGAGAAGGAGGAAAAACAGAGGGAACAGGAGCAGCGUAAGAGGAGAACCACUGAGCAAAAAAGGAACCAACAUAUGGACAUAAAGAGUGUGGAGCUGAAACUACCCACUGAAGUGGCGCUACAGCUGACUGAGCUGUUUGGUCCUGUUGGAGUAGACCCAGGUGCAUGCUCCGCUGAUGACUAUGAUGUGCAGAUGGAUCUGAACUUGGCUAAACUGCUCCACCAAAAGUGGAAGGAAACCAUCCAAGACAGGCAGAAACAAGCAGCUCUUUCCUUUCACUUGCUUCAAGAAAGUUCAGCUGAGUGGGGUAAAUCAGAGGUGGCUAAACCUUGGCCCAGGGAAAGGACACAAGCAGGAGGUACCAUGCCAUUGGACAGUCAGCUUCCAUUCAUGGACCACUGGAACGUGUCCCGCCAACAUGUCUCUCUCAGAGAUAUAAUAAAAGAGGAGCAGCUUCGGCAGGAGAAUAUGGAGAGGGUCAGACAAAAUCGUACGGAGCUGGAUAAGCGUGAUGGUUCUACUCCACUGAAGGAGAACCAGCUCUACUCUCGCUUCCCCACCAUUGACCGGCAUUUCCUUCUGGACAUUUUCAGAGACCACAAUUACUCCCUGACACAGACCGAGUUGUUUCUUCGCUCUCUGCUGGAUGAAGAGCCUGUUAAGACAGUGGUUGCCCCUGAAGCACCUCGGACCAACCACCACAGAACAGCCAGCAAGGAGAGGGAGAAGAGGCACAAGCCUGUGGAAGCAGUGAGGCCCGUCUACCAGGACCCAGAGGAUCCAGAGUACCAGGACUUCAGGGCCGAGGCUGACCUGCAGAGGAGGCGACAGCUCGAGAGUUUUGCCAAAGCAGCUGAAGCGUAUAAGCAAGGACACAAGGAAGUGGCCUCCUUCUAUGCUCAACAGGGUCACUUGCACGGCCAGAGGAUGCGUGAGGCCAAUCAUCGAGCAGCGGUUCAGAUUUUCGAGAGGGUCAAUGCGUCACUGUUGCCCAAUAAUAUCCUGGACCUCCAUGGUCUACAUGUUGUCGAAGCCGUGCAGCAUCUGGCCCAGGUUUUAGAGGACAAGACUGCAGAUUGUGAGCAGGGUCUGUGUCGACCUCAGCUCUCUGUCAUCACAGGAAGAGGGAACCACAGCCAGGGGGGAGUGGCCCGCAUCCGUCCCGCUGUUAUAGACUACCUCACCAACAAGCACUACAGGUUCACCGAGCCAAAGCCAGGCCUCGUCCUGGUUUCGUUGAAAUGAAAACAAAUUGCUUUAUUGGAUUUAAACUCAAGCUGCUAUGGAAAACAACGCUCUGUUUGCCUCACUUUAACUCCACAUUUAUUAUAAUAUAGAAAAUAUGGUGCUUUCAGUCAGCUCUACUCAUUUCAGUCUUACUUUUUUAUUUAGUCUCCUCUCUCCCAUUUUAAGACAUUGCUAAUCUUUAUUCAGUUCUUAAUCAGGCCAUUUUUUCAAGAGAACUGUAUUUAUGUAAAAGAAAUAAUGCAUCCUUAUAGCUAGAAUGUAUAUUUAUAUUUAAAGAUGAUGUAGGAUGACGCUUUCAAUUUACCUUUGUCUUUUAAAGAGUUUAUAAAAUCCAUGUUAAAAGGCUUGACUUUAAACAAGGGGUUAUUUAGUAUUAUUAUGAGAUCACUGCAGAGUCUUUUUUGAGACAAACAUUUUAUCAAACUUUAAUUGAAUCAUCAUUGCGUAUUGUUUGAAGAUGUGAGACAAUUUAUGUAUUUUAUGUGACGCCAUUUCUAGUUUGACUCUAAUCAGAGGUUUUCUUCUUAUAAGAAAGAAAAUGUGUUUUCCUGUUUGUGCUGUUUUACAGUGGAUCUUUCUCACCAGGAGGUGAGGACUAAACUCCUAAGUUGAUCAGAGGUCAUGAAGUAGUUUGAAGAACCUCCGCUGUGAGGUGGAGGUUUACAGCUGCCUCAGCUUGAAACUGUAGCCAUUUACAUGUACUACGUGGUUGUACACACACUCACUGGGCCAAUUUUAGCUGCUGCUGACAUAAUUACACUCAGUUUUCUUUUCUUUUUAGGCCAGUUAGUUAUUUCAGCAUAUUCCUCUUGUUUUUGAACACAUUGUGCCAAAUUUUCUAGGAGUUGUACUACUCAGGUUGCUACCAUUAUUGGUAGGUUUGGAGUUGUUUUUUUGUUUUUCUUAACCGUUGUGAUCUUUUUCAUAAAGGUGAAACUAUGAUGACAGAUUUUACAGAAUGUACAUAAUGUUACAGAAAACAUUAAUGCUAAAGAAAAUAUUGUAUUUUUUUUAUUCAUUGGUCUAAGGUUUUACAUAAAUGACUGUAUAUUGUAAUAAAAUUGUAUGUGUUUACAGUUU
Messenger RNA from Sphaeramia orbicularis (orbiculate cardinalfish), 6756 nucleotides. It is a transcript of the gene n4bp2, whose product is annotated as NEDD4 binding protein 2. The coding region runs from base 265 to 5673 and encodes 1802 amino acids. The record is from RefSeq and is a predicted model, not a curated record. Gene Ontology annotation, cellular component: nucleus. The transcript has 16 exons. Gene Ontology annotation, molecular function: ubiquitin binding; endonuclease activity. Lineage: Eukaryota; Metazoa; Chordata; Actinopteri; Kurtiformes; Apogonidae.